AGUGGUUUGUUGUGUUCUAGGAAAUGAUGCCAGUGAGUGAGUAGUCCCAGCCUCGGCACAGGGCAGCCACCUUGAAGCUCUCAAAUAUCACUCUUGUGAAUACAGAGAGGGAAAACCAACUGUAACGUGCUACCCAAAUAUAAGUUUUACUCAUAUUUGAUGUUAGGAUGGAUAGCUUGGAAAAAGUUGGAUGGUACGGCCUUUACUAUGAGGCAUCUAUGAAGGAUCAGGAAUGGAUGCAGACAAGUAACUAGUAAUGGAAAAUGUUAAAGCUGGAGCUCUUGGAAAACCAGAAAUGAGGCUGGGCGCUCAGGAAGAAACAAAUGAAGGUGAUGCUAAUGAAAGUUCAUUACAAGUUCUGUCCAGCAAUGUGCCUCUCCUGGCCCUAGAGUUCUUUGACACAGCCCAGGCUAAAGAGAAGGCCUUUCUCCCCAUGGUCAGCCACACGUUGCACAUGCCCACAGAGGAGUCUGAUGCCCCACAGGAGGGUGAUGACCUACCCAGGUCCUUAGCAAACACCAGCCAUCCCAAGCAGGGUGACAUCCCCAAGUCCCCAGAAGAAACCAUCCAGCCCAAGGAGGGUGACAUCUGCAAGUCCCCAGAAGAAACCACCCAAUCCAAGAAGGACAACCUCCCCAAGUCCUCAGAAGAAGCCAUCCAGCCCAAACAGGGUGACAUCCCCAAGUCCUCAGCAAAACCCAUCCAGCCCAAGCUGGGCAAUAUUCCCAAGGCCUCAGUGAAGCCCAGCCAGCCCAAGGAGGGUGACAUCCCCAAGUCCCCAGAAGAAACCAUCCAGCCCAAGGAGGGUGACAUCCCCAAGUCCUCAGCAAAACCCAUCCAGCCCAAGCUGGGCAAUAUUCCCAAGGCCUCAAUGAAGCCCAGCCAGCCCAAGGAGGGUGACAUCUCCAAGUCCCCAGAAGAAACCAUCCAAUCCAAGAAGGACGACCUCCCCAAGUCCUCAGAAGAAGCCAUCCAGCCCAAGGAGGGUGACAUCCCCAAGUCCCUAGAAGAAGCCAUCCAGCCCAAGAAGGGUGACAUCCCCAAGUCCCUAGAGGAAGCCAUCCAGCCCAAGGAGGGUGACAUCCCCAUCCCAAAAGAAGCCAUCCAGCCCAAGGAGGGUGACAUCCCCAAGUCCCUAGAAGAAGCCAUCCCACGCAAGGAGGGUGACAUCCCCAAGUCCCCAGAAGAAACCAUCCAGCCCAAGGAGGAUGACAGCCCCAAGACCCUAGAAGAAGCCACCCCACCCAAGGAGGGUAACAUCCUAAAGCCUGAAGAAGAAACAACAGAGUUCCUGGCGGGGGACAAGGUGAAAGUGAUCCUGAGCAAGGAGGACUUUGAGGCAUCACUGAAGGAGGCCGGGGAGAGGCUGGUGGCUGUGGACUUCUCGGCCACGUGGUGUGGGCCCUGCAGGACCAUCAGACCAUUCUUCCAUGCCCUGUCUGUGAAGCAUGAAGACGUGGUGUUCCUGGAGGUGGAUGCUGACAACUGUGAGGAGGUGGUGAGAGACCGUGCCAUCAUGUGUGUCCCAACCUUUCAGUUUUAUAAAAAAGAAGAAAAGGUGGAUGAGCUUUGCGGCGCCCUUAAGGAAAAACUUGAAGAAGUCAUUGCAGAAUUAAAGUAAACAUGUAUUCUGAAAA
Nomascus leucogenys (northern white-cheeked gibbon) is the source of this 1637-nucleotide messenger RNA. It is a transcript of the gene TXNDC2, whose product is annotated as thioredoxin domain containing 2. NCBI's taxonomy places the organism in Eukaryota, Metazoa, Chordata, Mammalia, Primates, Hylobatidae. The record is from RefSeq and is a predicted model, not a curated record.